AUGCCUCAGCCCGAACUCGCACAAGAGCUAAUCGACCUCAUACUCGAUACACUCGCCUCCUCCUCAAGCACACCACUAGCCCACCUCUUCCCAUGUACCCUCGUUUCUCGCCGCUUCCGCCCGCGCGCCCAGCGCCACAUAUUCUCCCACAUACAUAUCCGCGGUGCCUCACCCUCCGCGCGUCGGAGCCGCGUUGCACAACUCGCGGCGCUAGUCGAGGCGAACCCUGCACUGGCAGACGCUGUACAGGAGCUGAGCCUUGAGUCGAUGGAGGGUGAGGGUGCGUGUCCGAUUCCUACGUAUGGUGCGUGGUCAGGUGCGCAUGAGUGUGGUAUCGCGGAGUACCACUAUGAAGAGGCAGAGGACGAGCACUGUCUAAAAGACAACUCCACAUAUUCAAACACAACUUCCUCUUCAUUUACAAAUCCCUUCCUCUUCCUAAUGCAGCGCAUUUCGCCUCUGCGCACGCUAACCCUCGCAACCGCCGCGCCUCGCGACCUCGCGGAUCCGGCGCACUCGCUCACCGCCUUCUUCCUACCCUUCAUCGCACCGCACAUCACGACGCUCGAUCUGCGCCGGCUUGGGAGGGUGCCGGUACAGGCUAUCACGGCCUGUGUACAGCUGACGUCGCUCGGGCUUUCCGUUGUUGAUUUCGCUGAGGACGAGUACGCGUACAAGCAUGAGCAUGGGCAUGGGCAUGGAUAUGGACAUGGGGGAGGAAUUAAACUCAAACACCUCACGCAUCGUAAAUCAAAAGAGGCGCUCGAUACACUUCUGCGCCUGCACCCGCGUGCGUUAGAUCUGUCGGGGCUCACAUCGUUCACAGCGUAUAUGGACGACAACUCGGUUGAUCAGAUACAGGCUGUUCUGGACCUUGCGGGAGGGUCGUUGGAGGAGCUGCAUUUGUUGAGUAUGGAUGAGACUGCUUGGAUCCCUCUAUACCAGCCAACACCCACUCUCUCCCCACUCACAGCCCUGCACACCCUCUCACUACAUAUCCCCUUCUCGCCCCUUACCCUCCCUCUCUCCUCCUCCCUCCUCCUCCUCACGAACCUCCUGUCGUCCCUACCCCGCCGCGGCCAGCUGAAGAGACUGGAUGUGCAAGCGAAAGUGGGGUUUAUGUAUUUCCCGGUGGCGGAUGGGCCGGAGGUGCUGUUAGAUGUGGAUUGGGGGGGAAGUGGGGUGUGGGGGUGUGUGAGGCGGGCGAUGGGUUUGGAUUUGAGUUUGAGUGUGGACGAGGAAGAGGAGGUUGCGGGUCAAAGUGUGAACGCGAGUACGAGUUGGGGUGAGGCGGAGGAGAGUGAGGAUGUGUGUACUUGUCUAGGAUUCCCCUCUCCUGCAAUUUUUACCUCCCCAUCCCCUCAACCGCCAACCAACUCAACACUUACAUUCACACUAACAAACCGGCAUAUCAUCUCCUCCUCGCUCUCGCCCCGCGCCGAAGCCGCCGAGCGCGCCGCGCUGCAGGUUAGGUGCGCAUGUGUGAUGCGCGCGUUGAGAGAGGGAUGGGGGAUGGGGUUGGAGGUGGAUGGGUGGGGAAAGGAUAGGGAGGGAUAUGAGACUGAGCGGCGUGGUACGUCGUAUUGCUGUGCAGCAGCAGCGAAGCAGAGCAGGAGCAGAAGAGGGCCCGGGACAGCGCGAGGGAUAGGGAAAGGGUCCGGGAAAGGAAGAGGGCGGAUCACACUGAUCUUCCCCCCUCACGCGCGGCUGGUGCGAGAUGUCGACGAGGAUGCUGUGCCACUACAGAGUCUGUCGUUGGGCGCUUAA
Messenger RNA from Psilocybe cubensis, 1767 nucleotides. RefSeq lists its product as uncharacterized. NCBI's taxonomy places the organism in Eukaryota, Fungi, Basidiomycota, Agaricomycetes, Agaricales, Agrocybaceae. The coding region runs from base 1 to 1767 and encodes 588 amino acids. The record is from RefSeq and is a predicted model, not a curated record. The transcript is spliced from 2 exons.